Molecule: messenger RNA, 1230 nt
Organism: Aplosporella prunicola CBS 121167
Lineage: Eukaryota; Fungi; Ascomycota; Dothideomycetes; Botryosphaeriales; Aplosporellaceae
Exons: 1
Coding region: 1-1230 (409 amino acids)
Source: RefSeq, a predicted model, not a curated record
AUGAAGUCCACCGUCCUCGCCGCCGCCGCUCUCGGCCUCUACGCUGGUGCUGCUGCCGCUCCCGUCACACCCGGCAGCACCACCGAUAGCUCGGCCCUCGCAGCCGUCAGAUAUCCUCAUGGCUCUGCCGCCGUUGGUCACCUUGUCGUGCGCGACGAGUCUGCCGGUGUCGCCGACGUCGCCACCAACGACGACGAAGAGCCGGCCCCUACCCCAGAAAUUUCUCCCGUUCCUACGCGAGAGGCCACUCCCGUUCCUACACCAGAAGUUACUCCCGGUCCUACGCCAGAGGUUUCUCCUGUCCCCACGCCGGAAGUUACUCCCCUUCCUACGCCAGAAGUUUCGCCGGUCAUUUCGGUGGCUGGAGGCGAUGAUGACGGAGAUGUCCCAGACAUGCCGCUCGACAGUACCCCUACCAUUACUGCCACUGCGGCUAGCGAUGCUACUCCUACCCCCACUGCUACGGACGUUGAAGUUGAAGCCGACCCGACGUCCACGCCUCCCAUGGUCACAGCGCCCUCAACCCCAGAAAUUUCUCCCGUUCCUACUCCGGAAAUUUCUCCCGUCCCUACGCGGGAAGCUACUCCUGUCCCUACCCGGGAAGCUACUCCCGUCCCUACACCAGAAGUUUCUCCUGUUCCUACGCCGGAAGCUUCUCCCGUUCCUACGCCCGAGCCGUCUCCCCAGCCCACUGCUGUAGUGUCUGGAAGCAAUGACGAUGUUCCGGAUAUGCCGCUCACCACAACUGCCGCUACCAGCGAUGCUACUCCUACCGGCUUCAGCACGGUUGUCAGCGCCACCAUCACCACCGAUGCCAGUACCUCUGCGGCCUCCAGCACUGCUGCUAGCACCAGCGCGACUGCCAGCUCCAGCACUGCUAUUAGCUCCAGCACGGCUUCCAGCACGACCACCAGCGCUAACAGUCCCACCUCCACCCUCGUCACCUCCACUAUUUCCAGCCCAGCUACCACUACUCCCGCCAAGACUACCACCACGACGCCCUGCCCCACCAGCACGGCGAAGUCCGGCUCCAGCUCCAUCUCCAUUUCAGUCGGCCUUCACAUCCCGACGCCCGCGGAGAUCGAGGCCGCCCUUAAGGCCGAGGAGAAGCGCACCAAGAAUGCGCUGAUCGAGAUUGCCAACAUUCUUAAGGCGGCACAGGCAGCGCAGGUUGCGAAGGCGCAGGCGGCUGCUGCGGCGGCGAAGGGACGGGGUCAUCGCAGGGCAUAG